AUGGGCGACAAAUGGACACCAGUUGAAGGCGAAAGCCAGAAGAAACGAGUUUGCUACUUUUACGAUUCUGAUAUUGGCGGGUUCCAUUAUGGACCUGGUCAUCCGAUGAAACCUACUCGAAUCCGGAUGUGCCAUUCGUUGGUCAUGAACUAUGGUUUAUACAAGAAGAUGGAAAUCUUUCGCGCCAAACCAGCAACUAAACGCGAAAUGACCCAAUUCCAUUCGGACGAGUAUGUCGAGUUCUUGAGCAAGAUCACCCCCAACAACAUGAACUCGUUUGUCAAAGAACAACACAAAUAUAAUGUGGGAGACGACUGUCCUGUAUUCGAUGGUCUAUUUGAAUACUGCUCGAUAUCCGCUGGUGGCUCUAUGGAGGGUGCUGCGCGUCUGAGCCGUGACAAAUGUGAUAUUGCUAUCAACUGGGCUGGAGGACUGCACCACGCAAAGAAGAGCGAGGCCAGUGGGUUCUGCUACGUAAAUGACAUUGUACUCGGUAUCCUGGAGCUUUUGAGGUACCACAACCGAGUGCUCUACAUCGAUAUCGACGUCCACCACGGAGAUGGUGUAGAGGAGGCAUUCUAUACCACUGACCGGGUGAUGACUGUCAGUUUCCACAAGUACGGCGAAUACUUCCCUGGAACUGGUGAACUACGCGAUGUUGGAAUUAUGAAAGGAAAAUACUAUUCCCUCAACUUCCCAUUACGAGAUGGUAUCUCGGACGAGAACUACAAAUCUGUCUUCGAACCGGUAAUUCGCUCGGUGAUGGAAACCUACGAUCCCUCUGCUAUUGUCCUCCAAUGUGGAACGGAUUCUCUGUCCGGAGACAAACUCGGCUGCCUCAACCUCUCCAUGAAAGGCCACGCCAACUGCGUAAAGUUUGUCAAAUCGUUCAACAAGCCUCUCUUGCUCCUUGGUGGUGGUGGAUACACGAUGCGUAAUGUCAGUCGUGCAUGGGCGUAUGAGACUGGUCUAGCUGCUGGUGUCGAGCUUAACCCUGAAAUUCCCGUAAACGAAUACUACGAGUAUUUCGGCCCAGACUACCAACUGGAUGUUAAAUCCUCAAAUACGGACGACCUCAAUACCCCGGCCUACCUUGAUAGAGUGAAGCGGAUAGUGUUGGAGAAUCUGCGACAUACGCAGGGACCUCCCAGUGUGCAGAUGACCGAUAUCCCCUCCAUGCCAAUCGACGCCGACAUUGAUGACCCCAACCAGGACGAAGAUAUGGUGGACCCCAAUGACCGCCGACCAAUGCGACUAUUGGAUUCGCGACGGCAAGCGGAUGGGGAGCUGUCAGACUCUGAUGACGAAGGAGAAGGAGGUCGACGGGAUAUCGCUUCCCACAAGGAUCGUGAAUCCAAUGGAGAGGGAGCAGGCCAUAAAUUCGGAAUGGGGGUUGGCAUCAUGGCUUCUUCGUCUGCGGCAACCCAUGGAGCUGGGCCUAGUGGUCAUACGACUGCUGCACAAAUCCUAUCUGCUCCAAAGGCUGAUGCACCUAUGGACGUUGACACCCCGACGUCCGAGACUGGUAGCGCCCCUGUAACCGAGGGAAAGAGUAGUGAAGUGAACGGCGGUGGAGGGGCUUCUGCUGGUGCCGUCGCCGCUUCUGCUGGCCCCUCUUCUGCAUCCGGACAACCUGCAGCACCAGCGGCUGAGCCAGCUAAGGAGGACAAGGAUACGGCUAUGGCUGUUGAAGAGCCCAGUGAGCCUAAGCCCUCUGAGCCAGCGUCAUCGACAGCCGCUGCUGCUCCUGCUCCUACCACUUCUACGACCUGAUGACACAUCGUUACUAAAUGUUGUACUUGCUCUGUGUUUUCCGCGUGUAUUGAAUAAUAAUACCUCUUGCUUGG
This is a messenger RNA of Coprinopsis cinerea okayama7#130, 1847 nucleotides long. Its product is annotated as histone deacetylase Hda1. Lineage: Eukaryota; Fungi; Basidiomycota; Agaricomycetes; Agaricales; Psathyrellaceae. The record is from RefSeq and is a predicted model, not a curated record. The transcript is spliced from 13 exons. Gene Ontology annotation, molecular function: histone deacetylase activity. Bases 1 to 1773 code for a protein of 590 amino acids.